AUGGUUGAAGAAGUAGUGUUCGCCGCGAGUAUCUUCCGCAUAAGCCGCUUGCAUGUGUGUUUCCACUUUCUGAAGAAGGCGUGUUACCAACUUGUUGCAAACGUGCAAGUAAAAAGGAAUAUGUCGCAAACGUGCUCAGAUUGUGCCGAACAAUACGAAUACCUUAUUGCAGGAAUCACAAUGAUAAUCAUCGGUGUCAUAGGAUGCACUAUAAACAUAACUGCAAUCAUUCUAAUCUUCAGAACUGUGGUAUUUCAUAGUUCAUUCGGUUGUAUUUGCGCAUCACAUUUAGUGGCUGACACAGGGGUGCUGGUGAUUCAUAUCCUAUGGGCAGGACCAGCUACCAUACUGGAAUUAAGUCCAGAUGCAACGACAUCAUAUCUUGGUGCAAGAAUUGGCCAAUUGGCUUUAUUAUUUUGGUUAGCUACAUUGUAUAGUCAACUGCAAAUAGCCAUUAAUCGUCUUGUUGCAAUCGCAUGGCCAACGAAAUAUGAAGCAAUAUUCUCGGGAAAAUGGCUAGUGCUGUUUACAUCUGCAAACUGGAUUCUAUCCGGACUUCAAUCGUUUUUGCACUUUUGGGAAGAAUGUACAUAUUACUUUGAAUCCGAUGUUUUCUCGUGGAGCUAUUCAAAGACGGAUUGUGGCAAAUUUUCUGCGUUUUAUUUGGAUUUUCUACCAAGCACUGCUGCUUGCGCUCUCAUCUUUCUAUUGCAUACAACGACAUUUUUUUGUUUACGGAAAAAGACAAAGGCGAAAGAUUACGGAGUUUUCCUUCUAAACGCGUUAAUUCUACAUUUGGAAAAUAUUCGACCAUCAGCUACAAACACUCCUUCGAUGCCAGAAUAA
This is a messenger RNA of Necator americanus (New World hookworm), 846 nucleotides long. RefSeq lists its product as uncharacterized. The record is from RefSeq and is a predicted model, not a curated record. Bases 1 to 846 code for a protein of 281 amino acids. Lineage: Eukaryota; Metazoa; Nematoda; Chromadorea; Rhabditida; Ancylostomatidae. The transcript is spliced from 8 exons. Gene Ontology annotation, cellular component: membrane.